Messenger RNA from Rhodofomes roseus, 1194 nucleotides. RefSeq lists its product as uncharacterized. Gene Ontology annotation, molecular function: 5-methyltetrahydropteroyltriglutamate-homocysteine S-methyltransferase activity; zinc ion binding. The transcript is spliced from 13 exons. Lineage: Eukaryota; Fungi; Basidiomycota; Agaricomycetes; Polyporales; Fomitopsidaceae. The coding region runs from base 1 to 1194 and encodes 397 amino acids. The record is from RefSeq and is a predicted model, not a curated record.
AUGGCUUUGCAUCUCGAUCCUCCCUGCCGCGCCGAGCAUAUAGGCUCGCUCCUCCGCCCGCAGACGCUUAUCGCUAAGCGCUUCGAGUAUGAGGGCCAGAAGUGUAGCCACGAAGACCUGCAGGUGGUGGAGAAUGACAGUAUCCCUGCAGUCGUCAAGCUACAGCAAGAAGUCGGAAUCAAGAGCAUAACUGACGGCGAAUUGCGCAGAGGCGCCUUUUAUCAGGGCAUGUUCGAGACUUUGGGCGGAAUGACGGUCGUCCCUGAGCGUUCUCUAUCCACUUUCAAGGCAUAUCUUCCCUACGUGGCUAUCUUCCACAUGAUGGGUCUCACCGAGUACUCGUCGAUUUAUACAACGGCGACGGCCGGAAAAAUUGAACGGACGAAAGGAGUCCAUACCGAGGACUUCAAGUUCCUGAGGGGACUCGUUGUGCCAGAAGAUGUGAAGUACGUCAAAAUUCCCAUCUGCGGUCCUACCUGGAUGCACCUUCGCCAUGGCACCGAACACACGUACGACAAAUCCGUCUAUGCAUCCGACGCCGAGUACUUCGAGGACCUCAUCAAGGCGUAUCGCGAGGAGAUAGACGAACUGUAUCAGCUGGGAUGUCGUAACAUUCAGUUCGAUGAUCCAACGUUCGCCUUCUUCUGUGCGGAAUCGAUGAUCACGGGCAUGGAGCAGGCCGGCAUCAACCACGAAGGCCUUCUGGACAUGUACAUAGAGAUCUAUAACCGUAUCCUUGCAGGGCGCCCGGGGGAUCUCACUGUGGGCGUCCACACGUGCAGAGGUAACUUCAAGGGGAUGCACUAUUGCGAGGGUAGCCUCGAGAGAAUAGCGGAGAAAUAUUUCAGAAAUCUGGACGUCGACUGCUACUACCUAGAGUACGACACAGAACGCUCGGGAGGCUUUGAGCCAUUGCGAUUUCUACCGCGCAACAAAAUUGCCGUGCUAGGGCUUGUGUCAACGAAGGUUCCUCAGCUUGAAAACAUCGCGGAACUCAAGGCACGCAUCGAGGAGGCUGCCAUGAUAGUCUCAGAAGGGGAACCGAAACGUUCGAGACAGGACGCGUUGAAUCAACUCUGUCUGAGCCCGCAAUGCGGCUUUGCGUCUGUGUUUGAGGGCAACCCGAUCAGCGAGGAGGAGGAACGACGCAAGCUGGAGCUGGUGGUGGAGGUCGCGAAGCAGAUUUGGGUAUGA